GGUCAAUCGAGAAUGUCGCUCUUUAUCUGAUAUGAUUCAACCCUUUGACAAAGAAAAUUUAAUCUUUCAAUCCUGCUUAAUCGUAAAAAUAUUUUCUUUAAAUAUCGUCAGGGUUCGAAUAAUUUAGAAAAACAUUCGUCUAAAAAACGAAAUCGAAGAUUAAAACCAAAUUGGUAAAACCAAACUGCGAACUUUGCGCAGCUCAACGACAGAACGACUUCAGUAGUCUACUCUACUCUCUGUGUUCGUUCGAUUCUGACCAUAACCUCGAGCGAGCAGUUUGAUUGAUAAAAAGUGAUGACAACAUCGCAGUUGCCUGUAACAAAAUGAAAAGGAUGACCGAGGCAAGCAGCGCGGAAUCCCUGAAAACAUCAUGAUAGAUCUGUGAGAGUCAAUUAGUCAGGAGAUAAUGGCCGAUAAAGAAGAAGAUAGAGUGAGUGAGGGUAGCGCGACGACGGGGGCCGAAACACCCGAGGCGACAACCGCGUCGAACGAGGAGACACCUCAAGAACCCGCGUCGAUAGACGCUAAUCUGACCAACAACGAAGCGCCUCCACCCCCUGUUAAAGGCAAAAAAAUUGAAGUUUUGCUCAAAGCCACAGGAGAUGCUCCGAUCAUGAUGAAGAAGAAGUGGGUUGUUAGUCAGGACCAGACGAUUGGAUGGAUUUCGGAGUUUAUCAAGAAGUGCAUUAAGUUGGGAACUGAGGAGAGAUUAUUCUUAUAUAUAAAUCAGACGUUUGCACCAGCUCCGGAUCAAACUGUGAAAAAUCUUUACGAUUGUUAUGGAUCAGAUGGCAAACUGAUUAUUCAUUACUGCAAGAGUCAGGCUUGGGGCUGAAGAGUUACAAUGCCAUACAGGAAGAUAGAUUAUAUUACUUUGAAUUGUUUUUUUUUAUGUGUAAGUCAAGAUUUCUUGAAACAGGAGAAGAGAUCUUUGUGAUAAUUUAUGUUGUUGUAUAUUAUAUCUUUUUUCAAGUCGCAUACAAGUGAACGCUUUAGUAAUAUAUUGAAUUUCCGGUGAUGGAAAUGAUUAAAAUAAUUUUGCUUUAGUUUGUAUUUAAGACUCAAGUACAUACCAUCUACAAGAUACAAAGUUUUUUAUAUUUUAGAGAAAAUAUAAUGAUUAAAGUAAUACAUGUACAUA
Molecule: messenger RNA, 1144 nt
Organism: Nasonia vitripennis (jewel wasp)
Lineage: Eukaryota; Metazoa; Arthropoda; Insecta; Hymenoptera; Pteromalidae
Gene: Atg12
Product: autophagy protein 12-like
Exons: 3
Coding region: 410-838 (142 amino acids)
Biological process (GO): autophagy of mitochondrion; C-terminal protein lipidation; autophagosome assembly
Cellular component (GO): Atg12-Atg5-Atg16 complex; phagophore assembly site membrane; cytoplasm
Source: RefSeq, a predicted model, not a curated record